AUGGUCGCAGCGAGCGAAGAUGAAUCUCUCAGCUCAGGCUCGGGCUCGGAGUCCGAUGUCGAGGAGACCGGCAAACGAAGAUCGAGCCCGACGAGCGGCAAGGGAGCAAAAGUAAAGCUCAAUGACAGCGACAGACAAAAGACAAUUGAGGAGCUAGGCGAAGGCAUCGAUCAGCCAGAGCCUAAGCUGGCUGACAUGACGCCCCUCACGCCCGUCAUCAUGGCCAAGCAGGCGACAAUCAACAUCGGCACGAUCGGUCAUGUCGCCCAUGGCAAAUCUACCGUCGUCAAAGCCAUCUCGGGCGUACACACUGUCCGUUUCAAGAACGAGCUGGAGCGCAACAUCACCAUCAAGCUCGGCUAUGCCAACGCAAAGAUCUACAAGUGUCAGAAUCCAAAAUGUCCACGGCCGCAAUGCUAUGCUUCCUACCCGUCCGACAAGGAGGAUCAUCCGCCCUGUCAGCGCGAGGGCUGCAGCGGCAAGAUGACUCUGCAAAGACAUGUCUCCUUUGUCGACUGUCCGGGUCACGAUAUCCUGAUGGCGACCAUGCUCAACGGCGCUGCCGUCAUGGACGCCGCACUUUUGCUCGUUGCCGCCAACGAAUCUUGCCCGCAGCCUCAGACGAGCGAGCACCUCGCUGCCAUCGAAAUCAUGAAGCUCAAGCAUAUCAUCAUACUACAAAACAAGGUCGAUCUCAUACAAGAGCAGAAAGCGGAAGAGCACCACCAGUCCAUCGUCGAUUUCGUAAGAGGAACUGUGGCUGAUUCUGCACCUGUCGUGCCGAUUUCGGCUCAGCUAAAGUACAACAUCGAGGCUGUCAACGAGUACCUGUGCACCCGCAUUCCAGUGCCAAUGCGCGACUUUGCGACUGAUCCGCGCCUGAUUGUGAUUCGUAGCUUCGAUGUCAACAAGCCAGGCUCAGAGGUGGACGAGAUCAAAGGCGGCGUAGCAGGCGGCUCUAUUCUGAGCGGUGUCCUGCGACUUGGCCAAGAGAUCGAGGUACGACCGGGCAUCAUCGAGAAAGCAGGUGGUAGGACGGUUUGCAAGCCUCUCUUCAGUCGCGUCGAGACUUUGCUGGCCGAGCGCAACCACCUCCGCUUUGCAGUGCCAGGCGGCUUGAUCGGUGUGGGCACAAAAAUUGACCCUUGUGUAUGCAGAGCUGACCGACUGGUCGGUCAAGUACUCGGCGCGGUCGGGAAAUUGCCAGAUAUCUAUACUGAGCUCGAGAUCAACUACUUCUUGCUGCGAAGGCUCCUCGGUGUCAAGACAGAUGACAAAAAGCAGACAAAGGUCCAGAAGCUUGCGAAAGGCGAGGUCCUGAUGAUCAACAUUGGCUCCACUUCGACCGGCGGUAAGGUCAUGAACAUCAAAGCGGAUCUUGCCAAAAUUGCCCUCAUGACGCCGGCAUGUACCGAAGUGGGGGAGAAAGUCGCUCUCAGUCGACGCAUCGAUAAGCAUUGGCGUCUCGUCGGCUGGGGCAGCGUGCGUCGCGGUACCACGAUAGAGACCGAGACUGCAUGA
Messenger RNA from Mixia osmundae IAM 14324, 1521 nucleotides. RefSeq lists its product as uncharacterized. The record is from RefSeq and is a predicted model, not a curated record. Gene Ontology annotation, cellular component: cytosol; eukaryotic translation initiation factor 2 complex. The coding region runs from base 1 to 1521 and encodes 506 amino acids. The transcript has 10 exons. NCBI's taxonomy places the organism in Eukaryota, Fungi, Basidiomycota, Mixiomycetes, Mixiales, Mixiaceae. Gene Ontology annotation, biological process: formation of translation preinitiation complex; positive regulation of translational fidelity. Gene Ontology annotation, molecular function: tRNA binding; GTPase activity; translation initiation factor activity.